AUGGGUAUAAAGGAAGCUGCAAUAUAUUUAGAUAAUCAGUGGAAUACUUAUUAUGCAGGACAAACAGUAAAUGGAAGAAUAGAAUAUGUAUUCGACAGUCCAAAAAAAGUUAGAGGAAUUCACGUUAAGUUUAAAGGAGAAGCUCAUACUGAGUGGAGUGAAAGUAAAGAAGAGCAAGAUGAGCAAGGAAAAACUCGGUCUACUGACACUCUUCACACAGGAAAUGAAGAGUACUUCCAAAUCACUUAUUAUUUACUAGGAAGCAGUUCAGGUAAUGAAAUAGAAAUUCCUGCUGGAAAGCAAGUUUACAACUUCACAUGUGCUCUUCCACCUGUUUUGCCUUCCUCAUUUGAAGGGCAAUAUGGCUAUGUGAGGUAUACUGUUAAAGUAACCUUAGACAGACCUUGGAAGUUUGAUCAAGAAACUAAAAUGGCAUUUACUGUUAUCAAUGCACUGGAUCUCAAUUUGAAUCCAUCAUAUAGGGAACCUAUACAUUUCCAAAUGGAAAAGACAUUUUGCUGUUUUUGCUGUGCAUCUCCACCUCUGUCCGUGGAUGUGCAAGCUCCAGUUUCUGGAUACUGUCCUGGUCAAGUGAUUCCUAUUACAAUAGAUAUUGAAAACAAAAGUAAUGUUCAACUGCAUCUUGUAAAAAUAUUCCUAAGAAAGGUUGUUACAUAUAGAGCAACAUCUCCAUCAACAGUGACAAAGAAAUCAAAAGAUAUAAUUUUGACUAUCCAGGAGGGUCCAGCACCAGCAGGUACAACUAAACACUGGAAUAUGACCAUGGAAGUACCUCCGAUACCACCUUCUAAUCUCGUCAAUUGUAAUAUCAUAGACUUGGAUUAUGACUUGAAGGUGGAAUGUGUAGUAUCUGGGGUGCAUAUAAACAUGAAGGAUCGCAAAUACAUAACAAUAGGCACAGUCCCACUGGUAGGUGUGGGUCAGUCUGCACCGAGUGCCCCACCUAGUGAGCUACCGUCUCCGAGUCAACCUGCAGUGCUGCCUGUGGCUCCUGGACAAGCAGCACAACCUGGCAAUGUGGGAGGUGACGCGGCGCCUGGCGGGUGGGUGUUGCCGGGAGCGCCCGCGCAGCCGCCGCCAUUUCAAUCUCUGUACCCUACACUAUCCCAACCAGUGUACAAGGAAUCUCUAUACUCAGCUCGCUCCAUACAAGAUCGUGGGGAAAGCAACAAUAUGGCGAUCGCCGGACCUGCUCGCUUUGCUCCAUUCUAUCCAACUUAUGCUGCUAUGCAACCUCCACCUUUACCGCAA
Molecule: messenger RNA, 1272 nt
Organism: Brenthis ino (lesser marbled fritillary)
Lineage: Eukaryota; Metazoa; Arthropoda; Insecta; Lepidoptera; Nymphalidae
Source: the annotation of a GenBank genome assembly